Aureobasidium musti is the source of this 3093-nucleotide messenger RNA. NCBI's taxonomy places the organism in Eukaryota, Fungi, Ascomycota, Dothideomycetes, Dothideales, Saccotheciaceae. The record is from the annotation of a GenBank genome assembly.
AUGAAUGCCGCACAGAGAGCGGCUCUGCUCAAUCCUAAGGCAGCUCGUAAAGCAGCAGCAGCAGCAGCCAGCAAAAAGAGAGACCAGGACGAUCUCACCAAGGAAGCACACGAUGAGCCGGCUACUGGCGUCGCCUCCUUCAUGGAACGGCAAUACAAUCUCGCAGAUCGUGAGGCUCCAGCUGCGAAGAAACAGAAGAUUGACGAUAACAACGAUGCCACGAAGCACAAGGCAACUUUCAAAGGUGGCAAAGGCGGUGUGAUUGGUGAUUAUCUCAAGGACCAGCGUGAUCAAGGUGCUCGCGAGGCCGGACCCGCGGCUAUCGAUCUCACUGCAGAGGACGACGAAAUCGAAGUGGUGUCAGUGAAGUCGACUGGUCAAGAUCCCAAGCGUGAGGUCUGUCUUGGUUCCAUCACCGCAAAGGUCAUGGCACACAAGGUACCCGCCGCCAACAGAAAUCUGAGCAAGCACUCCGCGAACUGGCCGCCAGCCAAGAUGCAACUACAACCUAGAGUGGGCCAGGAAAAGGUAUACAUCGCGAAUGAUGGCAAGGGUAUGGAGUUCGGCAAGCUGGACCUCAUCACUGCCCAAGCCCUUGCUCCUCUUUUCAAGAAUUCUCUCGCCAAGUUGCGCCUCGCAUCUCUUCUCAAAGAGCGCCCCAAGGAGCCGGACGAACAACCUGGACAGCCCAUCUCAAAAUCUCUGGACAUUUCCAUCACCCUGUACAGCACUGCCGAAUCUGCCAAAGGUAUUGGAAGACACCUUAGUCAGCGCCAGAUCUUCUUGUACAAGCCUACAGUCAUUUCACAUGGCACUGAAGUCCUCAACCCGCAUGUUCCCAACUACAACGUCGUUCCAAAGAGCAGUACCUCCGCAAUCGUAACAGCACAAUCAACCACUGGCUACCGAGUUCGCACCACUGAGGAGAUCAAGAGCGAUGUGCUUUCCAUGUUCGACAGACUCGGAAAGACAGAGGAGCUCCCCGAGGCUGAGGCCGAUCCAACACUUGUCAAGACAGAGCUUAUGCAGCAUCAGAAGCAAGCCCUCUGGUUCUUGACCAAGCAUGAAACACUCACACCACCUGAAGAGGACCCACUCUGGAAGUUCUCAAUCCGUAAGGAUGGCAGCAGAGCUUGGUACAACGUGAUUACCGGCGAUGAGAUGAAGAAAAUCAGCCCUAUCUUGGGUGGUCUUCUAGCUGACCAAAUGGGUUUGGGCAAGACGCUCAGCAUUCUCUCCUUGAUCUGUGCAACGCUCGAAGAGGCAAGAGCUUUUGGUGCUGGCAAGAUGGAAGAUAGCGACCGAGUCAACGAGGACGUUGUGCGUCGUUCUGGUGGCACUCUGCUUCUCUGCCCUAAACCAGUCAUCUCGAACUGGCAAGAGCAGAUCGGCCAGCAUCUGGACAAGCGAAAGGUCAAAUACUACAUGUACCACGGCAACAAGAGAGAGCAAGAUCUGGAUAUCCUGGCACAGUACGACAUCGUUGUCACAUCUUACAGCAUUGCUUCUAGCGAGUUCAGCUCUUCCUCAAAGAACUACAGCGCGCUCGGAGAGAUUGCAUGGUUCCGUAUCGUCCUAGAUGAAGCUCAUCAAAUCCGAACUCAAACCACCACUACCUUCAAGGCUGCUUGUGCUCUGGUCAGCAAGCGCCGCUGNGCAGUCACCGGCACUCCCGUGCAGAACAAACUCGAUGACUUCGGUGCUCUCGUCAAAUUCUUGAAGAUCUACCCUUUCUCCGAUAAAGGUGUCUUCGAAAAGCAUUUCAUGGCUCCUUUCAAAUCAGGCGAUCCUCAAGUGCUCGAUAACCUUCGCCUUCUCGUGUCCAGCAUUACACUCAGACGUUCGAAGGACAGAAUCGACUUGCCUGAUCGCCUGGAGGAGAUCGUUCGUCUUCCAUUCUCAUCUGAAGAACAGGCUCUUUAUGAUGCAUUCGCCAAGGACGCCAACAGAAAGGUGCGCGCCAUGACACGCGGCAGCGACCGUCUGAGAGGCAGGAGUUACGCUCAUGUGUUGGUCAACAUCACCAGACUCAGACUGCUUUGUGCCCAUGGAAGAGAGCUGCUUAGCGAGNNGGAUGACAUGAAGGUGCUUCAAGGCACCUCUUAUGAGACCGCGAUUGAUCUCGGCGAAGAAGAGGACGCUGAGAAAGCCACCAUGACAAAAGACCAGGUUUACGACACCUUCCAUCUCUUGCGCGAGAGCACUAUGGAUGUGUGCUCGUGCUGCAUGAAUGGCAUUGGCCAGCUUGAACCUCCCGCUGGUGAUGACAGCGACACCUCGGACAGCGAAGAUGAAAACGAAGAAGACAUCAUCGGAUACCUUACCCCUUGUCUGCACUUGGUCUGCCCAGCUUGCGCCGACAGAUACUGGAACGAUCUCACGACCACUCAGACUCGUGACAACUACGCCACUUGUCCACAAUGCGAGCAGUACGUCAGGGCCGUCAUGCACCCUAUCAGCCAGAAGGAUGUCGACGACGACCUCGCAGCCCGUCAAAAGAAGAAGGGACAAAUCAAGAGCAAGAAGGGCGUUGAGUACGGUGGCCCUCACACCAAAGUCAAGGCCCUCAUCGAGGACCUCCAGCGCCACACCGCACAGUCGAAGGAACUGAUCGAGAUUGGCGAACCACCCAUCCGCAGCGUCGUCUUCUCUGGCUGGACGGCCUAUCUCGACUUGAUCGAGAUCGCUCUCAAGAACAACAACAUCGGUUUCCUACGUCUCGACGGCAAACUCUCUGUCAGCGCUCGCACCGCCGUCCUCGACCGCUUCAAGACCGAUCCAUCGAUCUCCGUCUGCCUCGUCUCCAUCAAAGCCGGCGGCCAAGGUCUCAACUUCACAGCCGCCAACAACGUCUUCAUGAUGGAGCCUCAGUUCAACCCUGGCGUUGAGAUGCAAGCCAUCGACCGCGUACACCGCUUGGGCCAAAAGCGCAACGUGGUCAUCAGACGCUUCAUCAUGGCCAACAGCUUCGAAGAAAAGAUUGUCGAGUUGCAGAAGAAGAAGAUUGAGCUUGCUAACUUGGCUACUGGACAAGGCAAAGUGGUCAAGCAGGACGCAAAGGAGAUUUUCCAGAACUUGAUGAGUUUGUUCUGA